Toxoplasma gondii ME49 is the source of this 540-nucleotide messenger RNA. RefSeq lists its product as hypothetical. NCBI's taxonomy places the organism in Eukaryota, Apicomplexa, Conoidasida, Eucoccidiorida, Sarcocystidae. The transcript is spliced from 3 exons. The coding region runs from base 1 to 540 and encodes 179 amino acids. The record is from RefSeq and is a predicted model, not a curated record.
AUGGAGACGGCGGCGAGUCUGAGCUGCGGGCAUGUCGACACGACGACGGUGGAAAGUCAACGGUGCUGGAGCCUUUCCCUUCCUCGAUCAGAGCGGCUAUUCGUUCGCCUUUGUUGCUUCGUGUACACCACUCUCUGCUUCUCUCUUAUUCGCCCCUCCAUGCUGUCCCCGGCGGGCGUCUACCCCGACAUAUGGGCGACUCCAGUCUGUGUUGGAUUUCCUGGACGCCAGGAAUUGUCGAAGAAGCACCUAGACGGAAUGCGGAAGGCAGUACACACACACAGUUGUUGUGUCCAAAUGAAGAAGAAGCAGGCGUGUGAGCGACACGAGAGACGAUUGCCAUUCCUCGGAAUUCUACUCUUGCAGAUUGAAUCAGGUCUCGGCCACCAAAACGCUUCCACUUCGAACGUCUUUCUUUUGUUCAAUUUCCUAUCCCCUAGUCCAGAAAGUGUGACUCGGCUUCUCGUUUUCGUUUUGCCUUUCCGUCAUCAUCAACUUACCUGCGUCAGGAUAGCCGCUAUAGCGCAACAUGCCGGGUGA